Messenger RNA from Closterium sp. NIES-67, 2114 nucleotides. Lineage: Eukaryota; Viridiplantae; Streptophyta; Zygnematophyceae; Desmidiales; Closteriaceae. The record is from the annotation of a GenBank genome assembly.
UCUAUCCGUUGUUCAGAUCUGGUCUAGUUUUCGAUUUCUUACCUGCGUUCUCUUCACCUAAAACGUUUCUUUGACGAGCAUUUCUCGUUUUCGGCUCUCGCUCUUCUUGCUGUCAAUUACCGCGUUCUAUAAAAUAUGACGACGGAAGAAGUUAAAGCGCACGAGGGUGACGGCGCUGACGCCGCUGCGGCUUCGCCUCCCGCUGCUGCUCCUCCAAGCGACGAUGUUGCUCCUGCUGAUGCUGCUGCUCCUGCUCCUGCUGAUACUGCUGCUGCUGACGGCGAAACGACGAAGGCUGACGGCGAGCCAGCUAAGGCAGACGGCGAGACGUCGAAGGCUGAACCCGAGGCUGUGACGACGCCUGCGAAAGACGCCAAAGAUGCGAAGACGGACGAGAAGCCGGCGGGCGAGGAAGGCACGAGUCAUCGGCGGCGGAAGCGCAAGAGCCUGUGGGACACCGAGGGCCCUGAUGGCAAGAAACUGGAGUCGCCUGCCGUCCUCGCAUCGCCCAGCGCAGCCGGUAUCUUACCCGGAGCCGUUUCCCCCGCGAUUUCCGGUAUUCCUGGCUUGCCACUGGGUGCUGGAAUGCUCCCCGGUGCUGCCGCUGCGAUGAUGAUGCCCGGAGCAGCCAUGGCGCAGCAGGCGCAGCUGCUGCAGCAACAGCAGCUCUUACAGAUGCGCGCGUUGGCUCAGGCGAAGAUGGCCGAGGCAGCAGCGGUGCAGCAGCAGCAAUCCACAGUCACUCAGUCGAAUGCCCAGUGCCGCAUCUACGUGGGCAGCAUCUUCUACGACCUCACAGAGGCGGACAUUCUCCUCGCCUUCUCCCCUUUCGGUCCUAUCACCAAGAUCGACAUGCCUAAGGAUGCGAGCACGGGCAAGCACAAGGGCUUCUGCUUCAUCGAGUUCACCACCCCCGAGACUGCCUCCACCGCCAUUGCUGCAAUGAACGACUUCACCCUCGCUGGACGGCGCAUCAAGGUCGGUCGCCCCAACAACAUUGCCUCCCCCUCUCCUGCCGCGCAAACCAUUGCCAACCCUCUCGCGUUCAACCAGGCUGCCUUGGCUGCGCCCAACCCUAAUCUCCUCGCUACUGCCAAGCUUCAGGCCCAGGUGAUUGCAAGCAGCAUCAACCAGAAGAUCCCCGGCGUGGCGGAGAUACCGACACAGCCGGCGGUGAACACGCGUGUGUAUGUGGGCUCCAUCGUCUAUGACCUCGCGGAGCCCGACAUCAUGGCCAUCUUCCAGGCCUUUGGAACCAUCAAGUCGUGCCAGCUCAUCCCCAAUCCUGACACUGGCAAGCACAAAGGCUAUGGUUUCGUAGAGUUUGAGACAGAGGAAGCGGCCAAGGGCGCCAUCCAGUGCAUGAACGGCUUCCAGCUGGGCGGCAGACAGCUCAAGGUCGGGUGGGCCUCAGCGUCGCAUGCGCCAUCCUCAGCCCCAGCCGCGUCCCCCGCAGCCCCCACCUACCCCGGCGUCAUCCCUGGCAUGCCCGCCAUCCCUGGCUUCCCUGGCGCAGCAGGAGGAGCAGGGCUCAUGGGGCCGGUGCCUGGAGCGGUUGCCGCUACCCCAGCAGAGGCGGCAGCCUCUCUCCCCGCGUCGCCGUGUCGCUGCAUUGUGAUGCGCAACAUGGUCACACCGGAGGAGGUGGAUGACGACCUCCAGAGCGAGGUCACGGAUGAGUGCGGCAAGUUUGGCAAGGUGGAGCGGGUCGUCAUCUAUCAGGAACAACAAUCGGAGAAGCCAGGAGAUGCGAUUGUGAAGAUCUUUGUUCUCUUCUCGGGCACCCCAGAGGCGCAGGCAGCACAGCAGUCCCUGCACAACAGAUGGUUUGGAGGCCGACAGGUCAUUGCAAGUUUCUAUCCGGAGGUGCUUUUCGCACGAAAUGACUUCUCUCGUUGAGUGCAUUGGUGUCCGCCUCAGUGCGUUACAGUAGCUAGUGUUUGACCCUUUCCUUACUAAUCACAAAUAGUAGAUACCAGUAUGCCUUGAUAUUCAUUUCGUCAAGGCUUGAAUGGAACUCUGCGAUGUGUGCCAAUUUGUGCUUAUUAGAGGAGGGAUAUCUAAACCUUGGGGUUACAGUUAGGCUUGUGCGUCAUUGCUCAAUUACACUCUUC